CCUUCUCCUCCCUCCGCGGGAAGGCCCCGACUCCCGCCAGCUCUGCGGGCCCUCCCCUCAGCAGCCGCCUACAGCCGGCGCAGGGAGGGGAGCGCCGCUCCCUCGCGAGAGGUGCAGCUCGGCGCAGCCCCGCCCCGCCUCGCCUCGGCUCGCCUCGGCUCGCCUCGCCGCCGGGCCGCGGGCGGGCUGUCGGGGGAGGGCCGGCGGGCGCGCAGCGCGGCGGGCAGCCAUGAUGCAGGAAGGCUCGGACGACGGCCCGGAUUUCCUCUCGGAGGAGGACCGAGGUCUUAGAGCAAUAAAUGUAGAUCUCCAGACUGAUGCUGCUCUGCAAGUGGAUAUCUCAGAUGCACUCAGUGAGAGGGACAAAGUGAAAUUCACUGUCCAUACAAAGAGUUCCUUACCAAAUUUCAAACAAAAUGAAUUUUCUGUUGUCCGGCAACAUGAAGAGUUUAUUUGGCUUCAUGAUUCUUUUGUUGAAAAUGAGGACUAUGCUGGCUAUAUUAUUCCACCAGCACCACCCAGGCCUGACUUUGAUGCCUCAAGGGAGAAAUUGCAGAAACUUGGAGAAGGGGAAGGAUCGAUGACUAAAGAAGAAUUCACCAAGAUGAAACAAGAACUGGAGGCUGAGUAUUUGGCAAUAUUCAAGAAGACAGUUGCAAUGCAUGAAGUAUUUUUGUGUCGUGUGGCAGCACAUCCUAUUUUGAGAAAGGAUUUAAAUUUCCAUGUAUUCUUGGAAUAUAAUCAGGAUUUGAGUGUUCGUGGGAAAAAUAAGAAAGAGAAACUCGAAGACUUCUUUAAAAAUAUGGUUAAAUCAGCAGAUGGUGUCAUUGUUUCAGGAGUAAAGGAUGUGGAUGACUUCUUUGAACAUGAAAGAACAUUCCUUGUAGAAUAUCACAACAGAGUCAAAGAUGCCUCUGCCAAAUCUGAUAAAAUGACAAGAUCACAUAAAAAUGUGGCGGAUGACUAUAAUAGAAUUGGUUCUUCAUUAUACGCAUUAGGAACACAGGACUCCACAGAUAUAUGCAAGUUUUUUCUGAAGGUAUCAGAGUUAUUUGACAAAACAAGGAAAAUAGAGGCCCGGGUAUCUGCUGAUGAAGACCUUAAACUUUCUGAUCUUCUGAAAUACUACCUAAGGGAAUCUCAAGCUGCUAAGGAUCUCUUAUAUAGAAGAUCUAGGUCACUAGUGGAUUAUGAAAAUGCUAAUAAGGCAUUGGAUAAAGCAAGGGCAAAAAAUAAAGAUGUACUGCAAGCUGAAACUACUCAGCAAAUAUGCUGUCAGAAAUUUGAGAAAAUUUCUGAAUCUGCAAAGCAAGAACUGAUAGACUUUAAGACAAGAAGAGUUGCAGCAUUCAGAAAAAAUCUGGUGGAACUAGCAGAACUGGAAUUAAAGCAUGCUAAGCCAGUAAUCAGCUUCAGUAACAGAGGCCUUAGAUUUAUGCAUCCUCUACACAACAAAGAUGGGCCACCAAGUCCCCAUGCAUUUCACAUACAUGGAACUUGUUCAUCUCGCAGAAGCUGUUGAAGCCAUAACUGAAACUGAUGUCUUCUGGAUAAGACCAAAAAGGAUUCAGUAGGCACAACUGGGAAUCUUCUGCUUUGAAGCCUUUAAUUUAGUUAAUUGCUUAAUCUGGAUUAUAGGAACCUUAAUGGGGAAUUGAAUUACUAUUUCUUACCUUUCGGGCUGAGGGACAAGUGUCCUUCAGUACCACAGGUCAUUUGGAAUGCUUUCAGCUGAAAAAGUAAGAAUGACAAAUUUUUUAGUACUUGCGUAGACUGUUUAUCAAGGCCUUGCAAAUCACAGCUACUGAUACUGUUUAAUGACAUGCUUUUGUCUGUUUGAAGUUUCAGAUCCAAAGACUUUUUAGAAGGAAGCCAUUUCUCCUGUGUACAUAACUGGGCUGUUAUCAUAGCUGUACUGUUCAUUCAGACUGUUUUGUUCCUGCAUUUUAUCUGAACCUGAUAGGGAUUACUCUUCAUGCUGUCAACAGCCCAGCACUGUUGCUUACAUAGAGCUUUCAGAUUUGGGAACCAGUCUGAUACAGCUAUUUCAUAAAGUUAUCUAAGCAUAAAUGAAUGCAUGAAACAAUGUGAAUACUGGGG
Molecule: messenger RNA, 2100 nt
Organism: Pezoporus occidentalis (night parrot)
Lineage: Eukaryota; Metazoa; Chordata; Aves; Psittaciformes; Psittacidae
Gene: SNX6
Product: sorting nexin 6
Exons: 14
Coding region: 230-1522 (430 amino acids)
Biological process (GO): retrograde transport, endosome to Golgi
Cellular component (GO): endosome
Molecular function (GO): phosphatidylinositol binding
Source: RefSeq, a predicted model, not a curated record